Molecule: messenger RNA, 1370 nt
Organism: Vigna angularis (adzuki bean)
Lineage: Eukaryota; Viridiplantae; Streptophyta; Magnoliopsida; Fabales; Fabaceae
Product: peroxisome biogenesis protein 12
Exons: 9
Coding region: 70-1185 (371 amino acids)
Biological process (GO): protein import into peroxisome matrix; protein monoubiquitination
Cellular component (GO): peroxisomal importomer complex; peroxisomal membrane
Molecular function (GO): zinc ion binding; protein binding; ubiquitin-protein transferase activity
Source: RefSeq, a predicted model, not a curated record
UGGUAGAAGAGAUAAAUGGAAACGAGGUGAGCAUGGCGGUGGUUGGUGUGGCGGGAUUGAAAGAGAGAAAUGUUGUUCCAGGUGGGUGGGCAAGGCAGCCGCCCUACCUUCUUCGAGAUGGCGGCGGCUCAGCAGCUUCCGGCGAGUCUCCGCGCCGCUCUCACUUACUCCAUCGGCGUCUUGGCCUUACGCAGACCUUUCCUUCACAAGCUCCUGGACUUCGAAGACGAAUCCUUCGCCUUACUCAUGCUCGUACUCGAAUCUCACACCUUACGAACCACAGAUGCUUCUUUUUCGGAAUCUCUGUACGGUCUUCGAAGAAGACCGGCCAAUAUCACCGCCAAAAUUGACGAUACUGCUGCUGCCACCGCCGGUGGAGGCAGCUUGCGGAGACGCCAGAAAAUUCUUUCAGUUGUUUUUUUGGUUGUGUUGCCGUAUAUGAAAUCUAAGUUGCAUUCAAUCUACAACAGAGAGAGGGAAGCGAGGCUUCAGGCCACUCUAUGGGGAGAUGAAAAUGGGGGAUAUGAUGAUGCCCGAGGAGAUUAUUCUCCGGUGUCAAUGCCAACCUCUGACACCGGUGCCUCCGUUACAAUGCGUAUCACUAAGAGAGUUCAGAAAAUUGUAGGGUUUUGCUACCCGUGGUUGCACGCUAGUACUGAGGGUUUGCAAUUUGCUUACCAGAUGUUGUACUUGUUGGAUGCUACUGGAUACUACUCGCUAGCACUGCACGCACUUGGGAUUCAUGUCUGUCGAGCUACUGGGCAAGAGAUGAUGGAUAUGUCUUCUAGAAUUUCAAAGAUGCGUAACCGUGAACGUGAGAGACUUCGUGGCCCCGAAUGGUUGAAGACAUUGCAAGGAGCAUUGCUCAGCUGUACGUACACUGUUCUUGAUUAUGCACAAACCGGUUUGAUUGCAGCAGUGUUUUUCUUUAAGAUGAUGGAAUGGUGGUACCAAUCUGCUGAGGAGAGAAUGUCAGCUCCAACAGUAUAUCCUCCUCCCCCUCCUCCUCCUCCACCAAAGGUACAGAAAGAUGGGAUACCACUACCACCAGACAGGACAAUUUGUCCCUUGUGCUCACAGAAGCGUGUAAAUCCAUCUGUAGUUACAGUUUCUGGGUUUGCCUUCUGCUAUGCUUGCAUAUUUAAGUAUAUUACUCAGAUUUUGGUUUUCCACAUUACAGUAUAAGCGCUGCCCAAUUACUUUAAUGCCUGCAACAGUUGACCAGAUUAGGAGACUCUUUCAUGAUGUCUAGGUCUCAGUUGAGCUGGGUUCUUAGUUAUCUUUUUUUGUGAAUCUUUUCUUUUGUUGAAUACAUGGGGCAACUAUUCAUGUACUAAUGUAUGUAUAUAUAUCCCAAUAAUUUUUUGGCA